UAACUGCAGUAAGGUGGGCAGAUGUCACAGUAAAAACUUCAGUGAGUCUUUCCCCGGCACAGAAGGGGUAGAGGAUAAGGAGGAAGAGGAGGGAGAGACACAGGGAGUUGGCAACUCUUUACACACAAGAGGUUAUUUCAGAAAACAUAUAGCCGCCUGAAGUUUUGCAAAAGUAGCAAAAUAAUUACAGUGCUCUGAAAGGGAGACUACGCUUUGCAACUCUGAGUCAAGUGUAACGAGCCAUCAUGAAACUGAAGAUACCAAACCCUGGACUGGAUGACAGAAUCCUCACUCAUGAAGAACUGGAAAGGAUGGAGACGGAGGAGGCUGGAGACAGACCCAAAUGGGACAACAAAGCCCAGUAUCUGCUCACCUGUGUGGGCUUCUGUGUGGGACUUGGAAACGUCUGGAGGUUCCCAUACUUGUGUCAGAGCCAUGGAGGAGGAGCGUUUAUGAUUCCGUUUCUUAUCCUGCUGGUUCUGGAGGGAAUCCCUCUGCUGCACUUAGAGUUCGCCAUUGGCCAGCGGCUGAGGAAGGGCAGUUCGGGCGUUUGGAGGUCAAUCAACCCAUACCUGACAGGAGUCGGCAUUGCAUCCUUAUUUGUGUCCUUUUUGGUGGGUUUGUACUACAACACCAUUAUGGCCUGGAUCAUGUGGUAUCUAUUCAACUCCUUCCAAGAUCCUCUGCCCUGGAGCCAGUGUCCUCUCAAUGCUAACAAAACUGGAUUGGUGGAGGAAUGUGCACGUAGCUCCACUGUUGAUUACUUCUGGUACAGAGAAACUCUGAACAUUUCAGAGGCCAUCGAUGACUCCGGAGGUCUUCAGUGGUGGAUUGUUCUGUCACUCAUAGCUGCAUGGACUUUGCUUUAUGUCUGCUGCAUCCGGGGCAUUGAGACAAGUGGCAAGGCUGUGUACAUCACCUCCACUCUGCCAUAUGUUGUCCUCACCAUCUUCCUCAUCAGAGGACUAACACUCAAAGGCUCUACAGAAGGAAUCAAGUUCCUCUUCACACCAAAUAUUGAUGAAUUAAUGAAUCCAACAACCUGGUUGGAUGCAGGAGCUCAGGUUUUCUACUCCUUCUCCUUGGCAUUUGGAGGCCUCAUUUCCUUCUCCAGUUACAACUCUGUUCACAACAACUGUGAACAAGACGCUGUCAUCAUCUCCAUCAUCAAUGGCUGCACCUCUGUGUACUCUGCAACAGUUAUCUACUCAAUUAUUGGCUUCAGAGCCACACAAAACUUUGACGACUGCAUGGGAGAAAAUAUCUUGAAGUUGAUGAACGUGUUUAACUAUCCUGAAAACAGCAUCACACAAAGCAACUACGACCAAGUCCUGACCCACCUGAACCAAACAAACACAGAUAUUAUUCAGGGAUUGAAUUUAAGGACUUGUGACAUGCAGUUCUUUUUGAGUCAGGGCGUGGAGGGAACAGGGUUGGCCUUCAUUGUAUUCACAGAGGCCAUCAUCAAGAUGCCAGUGUCUCCUAUCUGGGCUGUCCUCUUCUUUAUCAUGCUCUUCUGUCUCGGCCUCUCAACUAUGUUUGGGAACAUAGAGGGAGUCGUAGUUCCUUUGCAAGAUCUUGGACUGUUGCCCAAAACUUGGCCUAAAGAAGUUUUUACUGGUCUGACGUGCUUUAUUUCUCUUGCUCUUGGGCUCAUAUUUGCUCUACGCUCUGGAAACUACUGGCUAGCUCUUUUUGACAACUUUGCAGGCUCUAUUCCCCUUCUGGUCAUUGGAUUCUGUGAAAUGAUUGCAGUUAUCUACAUCUAUGGUAUUGAUAGGUUUAACAAGGACAUUGAGUUUAUGAUAGGCCACAAACCCAAUAUCUUCUGGCAGGCGACAUGGAGAGUGAUCAGCCCUCUCAUCAUGAUCGUCAUCUUGAUUUUCUACUUUGUUACCCAAGUCACCAGGAAGGUAACCUAUCUAGUCUGGGACCAGGAGUCGGAAAACUUUCCCACCCUGGAUGAGCAGCCCUACCCCUCCUGGAUCUAUGUCAUCAUCUUCAUCCUGGCUGGAGUUCCCAGUUUAACCAUACCCCUAUUCGCCCUCUUCAGAUUCAUAAAGAACUCAUGUUGCAAGAAAAACAAGUACAGCGAUGGUUCAGUGGACACUAUCUCUGCCAAAAUACAAAUGAACGAAAAAAUGAAGUUUUAAAUAGGUUUGACUUAUGAUUAUUUAAUGUGACUGGACUUUUUAUGAUUAAAGCUUAUUCAGCUUUUUCUUUAGCAGUGCAAUGUUAAAAGAAAACUUUAGUAGCCACGGACUUUUACCUUUGAAAGGCAGAAGUCAGUAUUAGGGUGUUUUCAUUGAAAGUUUCUGAAGUACAGGACAAUCAUAAAACACCUUUGUCAAUGUGACAUUAACUCUUACCUGACAUAGAUCGCUCCGUUA
Molecule: messenger RNA, 2390 nt
Organism: Nematolebias whitei (Rio pearlfish)
Lineage: Eukaryota; Metazoa; Chordata; Actinopteri; Cyprinodontiformes; Rivulidae
Product: sodium-dependent neutral amino acid transporter B(0)AT1
Exons: 12
Coding region: 246-2153 (635 amino acids)
Biological process (GO): sodium ion transmembrane transport
Cellular component (GO): plasma membrane
Source: RefSeq, a predicted model, not a curated record